Scylla paramamosain (green mud crab) is the source of this 1209-nucleotide messenger RNA. RefSeq names its product Golgi SNAP receptor complex member 1-like (gene Gos28). Gene Ontology annotation, molecular function: SNAP receptor activity. NCBI's taxonomy places the organism in Eukaryota, Metazoa, Arthropoda, Malacostraca, Decapoda, Portunidae. The record is from RefSeq and is a predicted model, not a curated record. Gene Ontology annotation, biological process: endoplasmic reticulum to Golgi vesicle-mediated transport; vesicle fusion. Bases 11 to 766 code for a protein of 251 amino acids. Gene Ontology annotation, cellular component: Golgi membrane; cis-Golgi network; Golgi medial cisterna. The transcript has 3 exons.
AAAAACCGGUAUGGAAAGUCACCAGAACGACGCACGUACGUAUGGAGUGCAAAUGUCAACAUCCGAGGAAGUUGAAGUUAAAAUGUCCUUUGAGGAUUUACGGAAGCGAGCAAGGCAGUUAGAAAGUGAGAUUGACGUGAAGUUGGUGUCGUUCAGCAAGAUAGCAGCCAGUUAUGGGAGCAGCAGUGCAGCCAUCAACACAAAUCCCGAGAGUGUCUCCUUACUCUCGGGGGACCAAAUGUAUGAGACCAUUUCUGUCGAGCUGGAGCAGCUGUUGACAGCACUCACAGACAUCAAUGAGAGGAUGAACAACUGUCCCCAUGGCUCCUCAGUGGCUACCAUUCAUACCUUACAGCGGCACCGUGACAUCCUGCAGGACUACACACAUGAGUUCCAGCGAACCAACAACACUAUCAAAUCCCGGAGAGAACGGGAGCAGCUGUUGGGGACUGGGCGCAAUGGAGGCAAGAGUCUGGCUGGUCUCUCCCGCCGUGACCUUUACCUGAAAGAGAGUGAACACCUAGCCAACUCUGAGGGACUGGUUGAUGAACAGAUCACCAUUGCUAUGGAUACCCGGGACCACUUGAAGACACAGCGGCAGACAUUCAAGAUGAUACAAACAAAGGUUAAUGAUCUUUCUAAUCGGUUCCCAAUGUUUAACUCUCUGAUGACCAAGAUCAAUAUCCGUAAGAGGCGUGAUUCCCUCAUUCUGGGCACCGUCAUUGGGGUUUGUCUCACUUUCAUGCUUUGGUGGAUGUUUUUCUAGUACUCUAAGAGUAGCUUACUUUUUUUUUUAACUCUCUCUCUCUCUCUCUCUCUCUCUCUCUCUCUCUCUCUCUCUCUCUCUCUCUCUCUCUCUCUCUCUCUCUCUCUCUCUCUCUCUCUCUCUCUCUCUCUCUCUCUCAUUUUUGCUCUAUUUUUUUCCACAAUCAUCCUUACUCUUCUUAAUAUUACAGAGAUUUUUAUUUUUCUUUCCCUGUUUUCUUAAAAUUAGUCACUCACACAUGGAAAGGUUUCAUUUGGGCACACAGAGUUUCAAGUGUGGCUUGCAGACAAUAUGAAGAGAGUAUUACUUUUGCCUUUCAUUAUGUAAUGUAUGUAUGUAUGUAUAUGACUUAAUCAGUGAUGUAUAAAAUGUAUUAUCCAUAAUUUUAAGUGCUGCAAGAAACUAUAUAAGAUAUUUGAUUAAAAUAUGAAUUACUAAAGAAA